CCUACUUCGUAUGAAUUUCCGCAGGAUUGCGACCAUGGCGUCCGCAGAACAUGAUGUGGCCCCUUCUCCUGCCGCCGCACCUCCACUGGAUAUAUCUCCGAUGAAAAACAAGAAGUGGAUGUAUGUAGAUACCUCAGGAGGACAAAAAGGACCCAUGGACGAAGCUGUGUUGAAGAGAUUACUUCGUCGUGGCCUCGUCCAAGGCGAUACGUUCGUGUGGUCGCCAGAGCUAGCCAUGGCAGAAUGGAAAAUGGCCAAGGACGUCCCUCUGUUCACGCCCGUGUGUGUAUUGUGGCAAAAAAUCCCUCAGUGGCACUACUUUGACCACUUGAAAGUGCAGCAAGGGCCGAUCACAACGGCGGAGCUCGUGGCAAAAUUUGAGGACGGCAACAUCGACGGGUUGACCCUCGUCUGGAGCUCGUGCCAAGUCGUUGCAACAUGGACCCCACUGGGAGAAGUGAGCGUCCUGAAGGAAGAACUACUUGAGAUCAACCUCGAACGCGAAAAGGAAGAGGCGAUCUUGGCGACCAAGGAAGCGAUCGACCCAAAGCUUCAGACAUUCCAUGACGACACGACUUCCGGAACGCGCGCGAUUGUUGCUGAAGACGGCAAAGAGUUUAUUUACGACAGCGAAACACGCAAAUGGGUCACUCCAGAGGACAAAAUUCUCGAGGAACUGGAAGACUUGGCGGAACUUCGCGACGAGGCUGCCAAGACGCCUUCAGCUGCCGUCCAGUCCGUAGCAGCCAGUCGCCCCAUCGAAGAAGGAGUUCCAGCCGAACAGACGGCCAAGAAAGACGGAGGCAUGGUCGACCCAACAACUCCCACUACCCCGGCCGCCACCACGACCAAUGGAAACCCGAAGAAACGUAAAAAGUCAAAGUCAAAAAAGGCAAAAUGGACUGCAUCCAAGUACAAGACGUGGGUGUACAUCAAUGGUCUACCUCUGGACAUCACUGUCCAAGAAGUACAUGACCAUUUUGUCAAGUGCGGCGUGAUCCAGAAGGAUUUGCACACGGACGAGCCCAAAAUCAAGUUGUACCGGAACAAAGACACGGGAAAGCUCAACGGAGAUGGCGCGGUGUGCUACAUGAAAGAACCAUCGGUGGAACUGGCGCUGCAGCUUCUCGAUAAGUCGGACAUUCGACCCAAGUGUCCCAUUGACGUGUCGGUCGCCGUGUUCAACCAGAAAGGCGACGAAUUCGUCGAGCGAAAGCGGACCAAGCUCGACAACCGCGCCAAAGUCAAAAAGUUCGAGCAGGAAAAGGCCUUGUCGUGGGGUGCCGGCGGCGACGAACAGUUUCGCAUUGUUGUGCUCAAGCACAUGUUCAAAGUCGAAGACUUUGCAGACAAAAUCGAAGGCGACGAGCUCAAGGACGACAUCAAGAAGGAAUGCGAGACGCUGGGCGAGAUUGCGAAAAUCACGUUUUUUGAAACGCAUCCACUGGGGGUGGUCAUCGUCAAGUACCACGACGCCGAAAGCGCCGAAGCGUGCAUUGAAAAGAUGAACAAGCGAUGGUUUGCCGGGCAACGCAUCGAAUGCGGGUACUGGGACGGCACCAACUAUGUGAUCAAAGAGUCGGAAGUCGAAGAAGCCGCGCGGACCGAAGCGUUUGGGCAAUGGCUCGAAGAAGGGUCGAGCUCGGACGAGAGCGACCACGACGAUGACGCAGGACACAUCCAUGCAGGCCGACGGGUCUUGCCAGAUUCCGACGAUGACGACGACCAAGUACCGACACGUUCGGGCAACCAAGUCCACGCCGGCCGGGUGCUGCCCGACUUGGACGACGAUUGAUCAAUGUAGCCUCGUAUGUUUACC
Aphanomyces invadans is the source of this 1819-nucleotide messenger RNA. RefSeq lists its product as hypothetical. The transcript has 6 exons. The coding region runs from base 11 to 1795 and encodes 594 amino acids. NCBI's taxonomy places the organism in Eukaryota, Oomycota, Saprolegniomycetes, Saprolegniales, Verrucalvaceae. Gene Ontology annotation, cellular component: U2 snRNP; U2-type spliceosomal complex. Gene Ontology annotation, molecular function: RNA binding. The record is from RefSeq and is a predicted model, not a curated record. Gene Ontology annotation, biological process: mRNA splicing, via spliceosome.